This is a messenger RNA of Closterium sp. NIES-67, 4487 nucleotides long. The record is from the annotation of a GenBank genome assembly. NCBI's taxonomy places the organism in Eukaryota, Viridiplantae, Streptophyta, Zygnematophyceae, Desmidiales, Closteriaceae.
CUCUCUGUCUCUGCCUCACAGCCUGACUACCUCGGGUUCCUCUCGCAACCAGUAACCGACCGUGCUUCACGCGUGCCUGCAGCCAGCAUCGGCUGCACCCUGGCGUUUCCCACGGCCUUUCUUCAGGAAUUAUGACGACUGACACGCUUCUGACUUUUCCCGCGGCCUUUCUGCCACGGUGGAUUAUGAGUCAUCAUGGCACAGUAAUGACACACCUUUCUGACUUUUCCCACGGCGUUACUGCGGAAAUGACGCCGUUCGAACCUCCCUGACGACCCUGACGCUUCACACGGCGUUCUAUGCAGCGAAGAUGUCUUGAAUGCCUUCGGUUCGUCCCGUUUCGACGCAGCACGCCUUUCAGGCGCGUCGCAGUUCUCCUCGCUGCUACGAUGCUCGAAGGAGAUCGCUAUUCCUCGCGAUGCGGACUCUUUCCGCGGAAGGAGUUUCCGUUUCCUCGUUAUAGUUUCAGCAGAGGUGCAGACGGUCCUCGUGGAUUCACAGCUCGUAUUGUACGAGAGUUCGGAGCCAGGAGAUUCCUAGAAUUGAUUUUUUUAGGCGCCUCAAAAAUGGUUCUUUUUUAGUUUGGAGCCAGGGGAUUCCUGGAGUUGCAGGCUCAGUCUUUAGAAUUCUCAAAACGGGUUGGAACCUGGUGAUUCCUAGCGUUGCAGGUUUUUUUCUGGGUCGGAGCCAGGGGAUUCCAAGCAAAUUCCACACGAGAGCCUGGAAUCUUCUCCUGAGCCUGGAAUCACCUCCUGCGCCUGGAAUCACCUCCUGCGCCUGGAAUCCUCUGCUGAGCCUGGAAUCUUCUGCCAGCACGAGAAUCUCCCAGCAUUUAAUAUUCCACAUUAAAUGCCGUGCAGACCAGAGGCUCCUAUUCUGUAUUGAAGACCUCGAUAGUGAAGCAGCAGCUAAACGGAAAUAUGGUCCUGUUCCUCCUGCCGGCUAUCCGACCGCUCGGUUUCAGCGUGCUUCUUCUAGGCCUCCUUUGGAGGUCAUGCCAUGUCGCAGCAGUGGGAGAGUCCCAAAUGCCCGAUCCAUCGUUACAUCCGGCCGUUCUGGCUAAAUCUACGACUCCCGGAACCAUUAUUCCGACAUCUGUUGGAAAAUCUCCUGAAACAUCUCCUGGCGAAACGCCUGUCGAACGCCUGGUACUUCACCCUGUUUCGAAGCCAGAAUCUGGAUCCACUGCCGUCCUGCUUCCGUAUCUUUCAGUUGCAGCGCAAGGUUGGGCGAGGCUGGUGGGCAAGCGGUGGCUGUAUGGCAGAUUGUUGGGUUCUUGGAGAAAAAAACUGGCUCGUUCGGCAAAGAGCAGCGAAAUGGGCUGGUACAGGUGGUUACCAGGGGAAAAACUCGUGGCCGGAGGAAGGAGCAUGAGGAGGGGCGGGAUGAGUGAGGUGGAGGUUUGGAGGGGAGAGAGGAGCAGGGGUGUAGAGGCGAGGGGGGGAGGUGUAAAGGCGAGGUUAGAGCGAGUAGGUCAAAUGUGGAGCAAGAGAGGGGGGGUGAGGCGGAGGAGGGUGCUGGAAUCACCUGCAGCGGCGUGUGGGGAGGGCGGGGGAACAGCCAUAAGGAGAGACGCGAGGGGCGAGAGGAGGGUGAUUGAGGCGUGGAGGCCUGUCAAGGGACGGUACCUGCUGGCGCUGUGCACCUAUGGGCGACUAUCCAACCAGGAAGCGUGUUUGCACAUGUACCUGGCGUUGGCAGCGCUCUUGAACCGAACACUGGUCAUCCCGCGGCACGGCUACGCCAUAUCAGUUGUGGCAGAGUACCGCUGGCAGUGGGGGGUCAUUGUGAACGUCCCCCACAUGCGCUCCUGCCUCAUGCCACAUUAUCCGUCCCCUGAGCCUGCUGCCACUGCUGCUGCUGCGAGUAAUGCUGCCAUUACUGCUUCUGGUGGUGGCGCCGUUGCUGCUGCUGCUGCAUCUGGCAAUAGCAAUGACGGCACCAGUAGCAGCAGCAGCAGUGAUAAUAACGAGUGGAGCUGGCAGGCGGCCAGUGGGGAGGUGCCAACUGUGAUAAGCCAGGACGAGUACGAGGCAUUGGAGGGGCGCAACUUGACUGUGGACCGCAUAGCGUGUGUUGUGCCGCACACAUGCCUCAGCCACCCGCAGAUGGUUUUCAAGGCCCUAUCAGACAUCUCCUUUUCCUCGCACCUAGAGUACCCCCCGUUACACUCACACCAAUUAGACGAGCUGCAGCAGGUGCUCGCCAGCCCAGAUGCGGCCCUGCACCCCCUGCCGGGCCUGCGCCAAUCCCAAGAGCCUCUAGACCCCCAAGGGAAGCAGGAACCACUGGCUGCGCCUGCCCUUGCUUCCGCCUCGGCUGCUGCUUCUGCUGCUCAGUCUGAGUCAGACCUAACCGUUCUGCAAGCACCGGGAGAAGCGCCUCCUUUCCUCACCAACAGCAGCAGCAGCAGCAGCAGUGGCACCAGCAGUGCUGGCAGUGGCAUCUAUGCCUCCACCGCCAUGCUAUCCCUGGGCGAUCUCAACGGCCUCACUCUCUCCAGCCUGCCAUUUGACAUGUUCAGCCCGCACCCCCCCUUCCGCCUCUCCUGUGUGGACCUCUGGCAGCCGCCCCCACCCGUGGAGGGCUUCGUGACUGGCUUUAUCGAUACAUUUCUAGGAGGGGACUAUGCGGCCGUGCACCUGAGAAGUGGCCGUGGGCAGAUUCAUCAUGAGGCGGCUGGCCAAUCACAACGUGACAGCUGUCUAUCUCGCCACGGACGCCAGCCCAUACGAAGUGGAGUUGCUGGAGCGGCUUCUCAUUGGCAUGGCUCCUGGCAGUCCCCUCAUUGUGGUGCGUCUGCCCACCUUUGGCUCUAACUCCGAUGAAUACCAGCGCUUCCCGUGGGUAAAGACGUUUCAUGAAGCCGAGAGGGACAUGGAGGGGGGGACGAACACCAACGGCAUUGCGAGGGCGCUCGCAGAGAAGCACAUAUGCGCAAGGGCGAAACACUUUAUUGGCACCCCUUACUCUUCCUACUCCAAGGAUAUAUUUCGCAUGCGAGAAGUGCAAGGCUUGGCAUCAUGUGCAGAUGCUUAUAUCGAAGCAGAGUGAUACAAGAUGCGUACAAAAAGUACAAUCAGUAGAUAUGAUUCGUAAAUGGUUCACGUUUGCAGACUACUCAGUGUUGCGGGGCUGGUCUCGCAACGCGUAUUUUUUUCAUUACACCUGGCUGGUUUUUUUCUGGCCUUUGCUUGACAUGCGGCGUGUGCAACGCCGGCCGGCAGAUUCGGCAAGCGUGAACGUGAAGGUGACAGUCGCGCCGAUUUCCUGCUUGCUAAACAGCACCAAAACCGGCAGCACCUGAGAUCGCAAUUCGUGAUUCGCGAUUCGAAACAAGACAUUACCUGUGGCCUCGGUAAUCAAAACCUCAGGUUAUUCCGAACCGGAGUCAUUCCUCCCCGCGGAUCUCCCACACAAUUAGUUUGUUCACUGCCUCUUCCCGCCAAUGCCUAGCACAGAGACAGACAACAUUCUUCGCGCCAACGCACUACGGCGGCUUUUCCUCUCAGCCAUUUCCCAACAGCGGAUCCCACGCCGUCGCAUCAUGCCGCGUCGCAGAUACAAUGCCGCGUCGAGUCGCCCCCAUGAGUCGAUAAAAAGCCCAACCUCCUCUUCCAGUCGUGCAUAAAUUUUUACUCCAAUCGAGCCUCUUUCGUUUCCUCCUAAAGGUCCCGAGCACCCUCUACCAGUGGUACGUGUAGUGCUAUCCAGUUCGACCCCUCCCCUCCCAAGAAACCAUCAUGGCUAAGUCGUCACAGCGAAUCGCCUUCGCUCUCGCCGCGCUGCUCUCACUCGUCUCCUGCGCGUCCGCCGCCCGCCACCUUCUCCAAACCGGCAUCAGCGUAGACACGCGAUACAAAGCCACGUCAACGCCCACGAGAUUCGUCGCUUUGAACGGCACGUCCACCACAACUACUACCUCGGUUUCUGGUGCUAACAGCACUUCCACCACCACCAGCAGCACUGACCUUUUCGGCAAUUUCACUGUGGACAUCAACAUCACGGCUACCCAACAGAGCUCCUUCUUCCUGUUCCGCGUCAGCAAAGUGAUCUCCUCUACCCCAAACUUCACCACUCCCGGCUACUACACUAAUAGCAACAGCUCCCUGGUGGCUGACUUCCCAUGCACUUUCAAGGCUGCUGGAACCUUCGGCAGCUAUGCCUGCAACGUUUCAGAGACCGUGUCGCUUGAAGUCGCAUACCAGCCGGUUAACAAGGUCAAGGCUCUACUCGAUGCUGGGUUCUUCUCAAACCCCAAGGGUUUCUAUUCCUCGGUCAAAGUGAACGGUGUGGAGCUUAGAGGAGCCAUUGCGGCUUCUGAAGCCACAAUGUGAUGUAGCAAUAGAACCAGGAGCUUUUGAGCUAGGCCUGCAGGAACAAGCUUUUGUGCAACAAAACUUAUAAUGCCCUUCUAAGUCGCGUCUUAAAUCUGCCAUGGUUGUGCCUUGUUUUGUUUAACGCUUGUUAUUUUAGUCCAUGUUGCU